Paramecium pentaurelia is the source of this 290-nucleotide messenger RNA. Lineage: Eukaryota; Ciliophora; Oligohymenophorea; Peniculida; Parameciidae. The record is from the annotation of a GenBank genome assembly.
AUGCAGAAAUUAAAAGAAUAAUUUUAAGAAGCCUUAUAAUUUUCUUCAGAUUGUAAAAUUAUGUUAUCAUUUUAGUUUAAUAACAAAUCAUCCAAAUGAAAAAGGAUCUUCUAGAGAAAACAUAAUAAAUUACUAAAUUGUAAACUUAGAUUUAGAUGAUUAAUUGCUAAGCUUCUGAUAUCUAAGAUUUAUUUUGGAAUGUUUAAAAAUAAACUUUAACUAUUAAGUAAACUGUAAAGGAAAUUGAAUAAAAAUCACAUAAUUAAAAAAUCAUUCAAAAACUAAUUUGA